AUGGUGUGCACAAAUGUCCUGGCAGAUGCUCUCAAGAGCAUUAACAAUGCUGAAAAGAGAGGCAAAUUCCAGGUUCUUAUUAGGUCAUACUCCAAAGUUAUCAUCCAGUUUCUAACUGUGAUGAUGAAAUAUGGUUACAUUGGUGAAUCUGAAAUCACUGAUAGUCACAGAGCUGGGAAAACUGUUGUGAACCUCACAGGCAGGUUAGACAAGGGUGGAGUGAUCAGCCCGAGAUUUGAUGUACAACUCAAAGAUCUAGAAAAAUGGCGGGGUAAUCUGCUCCUGUCCCACCAGUUUGAUUUCAUUGUACUGACAACUUCAGCUGGCAUCACGGACCAUGAAGAAGCAAGACGAAAAGACAUAGGAGGGAAAAUCGUGGGAUUCUUUUCUAGAGAUGUAAUACAUACAUGCAAAUAA
Zalophus californianus (California sea lion) is the source of this 417-nucleotide messenger RNA. RefSeq names its product 40S ribosomal protein S15a-like. NCBI's taxonomy places the organism in Eukaryota, Metazoa, Chordata, Mammalia, Carnivora, Otariidae. Gene Ontology annotation, molecular function: structural constituent of ribosome. The record is from RefSeq and is a predicted model, not a curated record. The transcript has a single exon. Gene Ontology annotation, biological process: translation. Bases 1 to 417 code for a protein of 138 amino acids. Gene Ontology annotation, cellular component: cytosolic small ribosomal subunit; ribosome.